Molecule: messenger RNA, 1326 nt
Organism: Rhodamnia argentea
Lineage: Eukaryota; Viridiplantae; Streptophyta; Magnoliopsida; Myrtales; Myrtaceae
Product: disease resistance protein RPM1-like
Exons: 5
Coding region: 1-1326 (441 amino acids)
Biological process (GO): defense response to other organism
Molecular function (GO): ADP binding
Source: RefSeq, a predicted model, not a curated record
AUGUCUUCCAGGUUCGAAGAUAUUAGAAUUAAAAUCCAAAAUUUUGGAGAUCUUGAAUAUCUACGUGCUGGAAAUACUGCCUCUGGAGAAGGCAGGUGCUACUGCUUGUUGUCUGAAGAUCAUUUGGCCCAUCGAGUUAUUGAAGAAGAUAAUAUCGUGGGUUUCGAUGACCAUGUUGAACGCAUUCGUGAUCAGUUUCUAUCCGGAGAACCCAGGCUUUCCACAAUUUCUAUAUUAGGCGCACCUGGUUCAGGUAAAACUGUUCUUGCUAAGCAGCAGAAACGGUUCGUUGUUGUUCUGGACGAUAUAUGGAGAACACAAGAUUGGGAACUGAUCGUAAAUGAAUUACAGAUUGGUUCCAGUGGAAGUACAGUAAUGGUCACUUCUCGCAACAGCGAUGUUGGCGCCUCUUGCGUCGGAUACCCCAAAUAUGUCCACAAACUGAAUGGUUUACCAUGGAAGAAAGCAUUAAGCCUAUUCUGUGAGAAGGCUUCCCGUAACUGCAAUGGGAUUUGCCCCCUGGAGUUGGAGGAUUGGUCCGAGAAAAUAAUUAAGAAGUGUGAAGGGCUUCCCUUACCAGUAAUAGCAGCUGGCAACCUUCUAUCAAAGAAGCGGCAAAUUCCGUAUGGAUGGAAGAAAUUGCACGACUGCCUCGGAGCCAAUCUUCCUUGGCAAAGAUUGAUUCGCCUAUGCAUAGCUGAAGGGUUUGUGAAGGAAGCGAGGAAUGUGACUCUGGAGGAAAUCGCAGAGCACUUCCUUAAUGAGCUCGUUCGGAGGAAUCUGGUUCAUGUGACAGUGAGGGAAAUCGAUGGAUGGGUGAGAAGGUGCCAUGUUCUGAAUCUUGUUCAUGAAUUCAUCAUUGCCAAGGCUGAGGAAGAGAACUUUGUUGGAUCUGCAUCAGAAAGAAGCUCAUCAUCACAGGGAAGAAUCCGGCACCUAUCUGCUAAAACAAAUAUCGACACAAAUGUUGAACUUGGCGAAACAUUAGGUCACAUUCGAUAUGACGUGAAGAAUUACAUGACUUUUGAUGGUGCAAAGGGCAUCGAGAUGCUCAGUGGAAGAGGGGCCUUAUCAAAUCAAACCCGGUUUCGAGUUCUUCAACACCUUUACUUGAAAGGGCAACUGCAAAAGUUACCCAAGUGGGUUUCUUCACUGCAGAGUCUCAUCAAAGUCGGCUUAAAGUGGUCGAGAUUAAGGAUCAACCCGCUCCAAACUCUUCAGGACUUGCCUAAUCUGAUGGAGCUCAAUAUGGUCGAUGCUUUUAAGGGGGCAAACACUGGAAUUCGAGGCGAACACGUUCAGGAAGUUGAAGAUACUUCAGAUUGA